Messenger RNA from Protopolystoma xenopodis, 300 nucleotides. Lineage: Eukaryota; Metazoa; Platyhelminthes; Monogenea; Polystomatidea; Polystomatidae. The record is from the annotation of a GenBank genome assembly.
AUGGGAAAAUUGUUUUUCAGCCAAGGCAACAGGAAAUCUGUUAGCGAUUAUGAAAAAUCCCACUAUUGGUCGCCGAUCCGCUUUGAGCAUCCCUGCCCGACUCAAGUUCUCAUUGCUCGUGCGACGAAGGCUGGACUCGCCAGCGGAUCAGGUUGCGACAAAGAGCCGAAUGAAACGAAAAUGCUGUCCCACCUCCAUCGGGCAGGCUGGGACGAGAUAUGGAGCAUCGCAGCUGCCGCGGGAAAAUGGCGAAUAUCAAACAUGGACGAGGGGUCUGCGCUUUUUCGGUUGGUCAAAUGA